Molecule: messenger RNA, 2744 nt
Organism: Bemisia tabaci
Lineage: Eukaryota; Metazoa; Arthropoda; Insecta; Hemiptera; Aleyrodidae
Product: juvenile hormone acid O-methyltransferase
Source: RefSeq, a predicted model, not a curated record
AUUACAUUUGCUGUCACACGCACAGUCCGACUGUGCAUUCCAACCUAGUGCGCAUGCGCACGAGCUCGACCGUCGGCAGUGGGUCACUGGUUCCAUCCAUUCAUCCCGCGACAGACAAACUAUGCGUAUAACAACAGAUUUACUACUGAUCACCAACGUGCGCCUACGCGAGAAGGAAACCGACAAUUUAGUCUCACGCACACGGCAAAGCGCUGAGGUGGACAGCAACAGCAGCUUGAAACAAUCGUCCGUUGGCGGUUUGUUUUAAAAAAAAAGUUUUUCUUUUUUCGUGUUUCAGCUUUUUAGCUUGUUUCACGUUUUAAUUUUUGCAUUUUUGAGAAUUUUACUUUUACAAUUUUUAUUUCCCAUUUUUACGAUUUUAUCACACUUUGCUUAAUAUUCUUAAAAACAAUUUGACAUCAUCGUAUGGUGCGUUUGUGUGAGGUACUACGACUAUAUAAUCACCCAUCGGCAGAGUGAAAGACGUUACUAAAUCUCGUGCUAUUGUUGUGGUUGAUUCGUCAUAUUUUGAUCGAAACUUUUGUCGUGGGUCAAUAUUAACUUUCGAGAUGCUGGAAGGGAACUUGUACUUGGACUUCAACCAAUCGAACCCCAAUAAUUUCAAAGACAGCGAGGAUCUAUUAGCCGACCACAAGUCGUUAUUUCGAUGGUUCUCGGAGGAGGUGGUGCUCGACGUGGGAUGUGGACCGGGUGACGUCACUCGUCACGUUCUCUAUCCGUGGCUCCCGGAAAACGCAAACAAGACCGUGCUCGGAGUAGACGUUUCUCCCGUCAUGAAGGACUUGGGCAAUAAAAAGUUCGGUCAUCCCGACGUUUUCUUCGAGACCUUCGACAUCUCUAGCAAAAACUUGGCUGUCAUUACAGAGGACGAGAAGUUUAGAGACGGCUUCACGAAAAUAUUCUCAUUUCACGUCUUCCACUGGAUUGAUGACCUUGAACUAGCUUUUGAAAACGUGUACAAGCUGCUGAGACCCGGCGGUCAAGUUCUUCUCACUUUCCCAGUUAGUAGACAGUAUCAAAGGUUGUACAAACAAAUGCAGGAAAGAGAACCAUGGUCCAAAAUGUUAAAGGGUGCCCAUCGAGAAAUCCCAAAUUACUUCUUGAACGGUGACCCCAUUACGGAGUUCUUGUCAAUUGUGACCAAGGUGGGAUUCAAAGUUGUCUCCUGCAAGCUUAUCACGACACACGAUGAGUUCCCCAGCAUUGAAGCCCUAAAAAAGCUUGUGGGCUCUUUGGACAUCCAUUUCAAUAAAAUACCCACCAACUUGCGAGGGCAGUACUUGGAGGAGUGCAUCGAAAUCAUGAGACAAAAAAAUCUAAAAGAGUUGGAUAACGGCACCGCAGUGGUCACAGAGAAACGAAUCACCGCUUUCUUGGAGAAAUAAUACCAUUCCGGACGGUAAAGAAUACCAGUGAACGUGUUCACAAAGUGCCAUAAAACAACUUUGCGUUACUCUCUCAAGACUUUGACAUUUUGAACAUAUUGCCGUUUCAAUACCGAAGUACGAAAGAUACUCACACCCAAAGCCUGUGUGCAACUAUUCGUGCCUAAGGUAUGUGUUUAGCAUAAACUAAGAAUUGAAGGCGUUUUGUCAUUUCGGAUCAUCUCAGUGCAGUCAGCCGUCGCGUUGCGUCGCGUCACAUCAAUCGCGGAUGAAGCGGUAAGUGCUUGAAGAAUCAAAACGCCUUCAGUUUCGUGCGUAUGCAGCACGGACAUCCGUAGAGCCCGAAUAGUUGCAUCUAGGAGCUGAAAUGAGAUAAGUUCCGGAUUCUUCGUAUGCGACAAUAACUGAAGGCGUUUUAAUUGUACUUCUCGCAUCCUAACUUGAUUCCGGCGUUGCUAAUUGUGGCGACGAAGGACACUAAUAUUGAUAUUUAUUGCGCCAUUGUCAAUUUACCAAAACAUACGUUGAUUGUUUAAAUUCUUUGCAACGCAGCCCUCCUGAAAUGUGAAGCACAGAGGUCGAAUUUUGUCGGCGCUUUCACACGGCGUGCAACAUCCAUCGAUGAGAUCAAACCGCACCACCGGCCAAUCAGAAGCGCUGAGCCGGACUUAAGUGCAGUCGAGACCCGUCCUAAGUACGGUGGAAGGACCGACAAAAUUCGGCCCCUGCCUCUACCCUUACUAGCCUGAGAACGAUGAAGCGGUAUUGUGAGUGUGUAGUAGCUGAUUGUGAGUUUCCAAUUGAGGCACUCAAUACUUCUGAGUUUUUUUCAUUCAAAUACGUCAAGCACAAUUGAAUUUGAAGACUGCAGCAAAAGAUUAGAGGAUGAAUUUCGAAAAAAAAAUAAGAACGAAAGAGGCGUCAUCAGUUUCAUGUUACACUAGCCCUUACUCACACAUCAAUACCUCAUCCAGAAGUUAAUUUCGAAUUUUCUUGGUCAGCAUUUUUCUCGGCGUAAAAUUUUGUCAACAAGAUCCAUGCACCAUGUUCACCGUUUAUGUUGGCCGCUUGGAUCAAAAUUUUCAAUUUUUUUGCUCUCUAGUUCAGUAUUCUCUCCUUUCGUUAUGUCUCUUUACAUAGUCCUCCAAUUGUAUAUAACAUUGCAUUGUAAUUCAUACCGUUGUGACAGCUUAAAGUGAUUAAGGACUGGAAGAAACAUCCGAUGGAAUUCUGUAUAACUUCUGAUGUUAACGGUCACCGUCAGCAUGUUUUUCAUUGAUUCCAUUCCAGUAAUAACAUAGCCAUGUAUAAAGAAGAAAGACCGUAUGAAAUGUUUUA